AUGUAUGCAGUGAUUACGAAGCUACGGAAAGACUCGAGGGUUCUGUUUCACCGGUUCAGAUUCACUUCACCAUCCGAUCUCCUGGGAAUAGAACGGAUAACAGCCACAGAACCAUCUUUACUGAAACUCGGUCUUGCUGACAUCAGAGACUUCCACGGAAUGCUCACAAGGAUUUAUCUAAUCACAUACGGGCAGCCACGGGUCGGAAACUUCGAAUAUGCCAUGACUCAUAGUGAGCUGGUUUCGAACAGUUGGCGAAUAGUUCAUAAGUACGAUCUGGUAAGUACAGUAAGGUUCAACUGUUCAUUUUGUCACUCAACUGUUUAUGGAGAGGAGAGUCUUGCUCACAGUACUAAUGGGGAUCAUUUCCAGCAGCUGAGCUAG
This is a messenger RNA of Cooperia oncophora, 384 nucleotides long. Lineage: Eukaryota; Metazoa; Nematoda; Chromadorea; Rhabditida; Trichostrongylidae. The record is from the annotation of a GenBank genome assembly.